UCUCCGCAAGUCCAGACACGCUUCGACGGCACAUGUUGCUGCCGAUCCAUUCCGCAUACCGUACAGGCCACACCGGUCGCUAUCACAACCCAGUCCAUGUUUGUCGGAGCGAGCGAGCGACCAUGUACAACAAGGCGCCUAUCACUGCGGCAACGCAUAAAGUCUACCAUGCGCAUUCUCGAUUCUCCAUGUGCAAAGCCCACAGUCCGACGCCGGACACUUGUUCCCUACAAAUGAGAGUGACUAGUUCAAUGGCAUGUCGUCUAGCAUGCGAGGCUGCUCUUGUUUCACCUUCAUACAACCUACCCAACCAGGCAAGCGGGGUAAGUAUCCAAGUAAGAAAGCUUUUUUUGUUGACGAUGCGCAAGAAGAAAACAUUCACCAAGUCAGAAAAGAAGAAAAAGCGGUAAACAAAAUGUACACAGACAGACACGCAGACACAUGUGAGACACAC
This is a messenger RNA of Exserohilum turcica Et28A, 454 nucleotides long. RefSeq lists its product as uncharacterized. Bases 123 to 410 code for a protein of 95 amino acids. The transcript has 2 exons. NCBI's taxonomy places the organism in Eukaryota, Fungi, Ascomycota, Dothideomycetes, Pleosporales, Pleosporaceae. The record is from RefSeq and is a predicted model, not a curated record.